Messenger RNA from Astrephomene gubernaculifera, 2078 nucleotides. The record is from the annotation of a GenBank genome assembly. NCBI's taxonomy places the organism in Eukaryota, Viridiplantae, Chlorophyta, Chlorophyceae, Chlamydomonadales, Astrephomenaceae.
CGUGCUACUGAUACAUAUAACUAAAAUGGGGCCUCUUAUAGGCGUGUCCACAGGGGUUCCGUAAGAGAGUCUCACCGUCUUGCCUGUCCCCAGAAAGAUGGCUUUCCUGGCCUUAGUGAAUAUAAGAGGUCUUUUUAAUACAGUUACUGUAACUCUUCUGCUGCAUGCGGCUCAGGCAGCUAUUGACAAUGCAACCGCAAGCAACUCGAGAGAAUUCUUUACCCUCCUAGGCGUGCCAGGAGUUACAGCUAUUACAUUGAAUAACGACAUCUCCCUUGACGCCGCGGAUGCCCCGGCUUAUCCAGUCAACCUGACGACAAACCUGUCCAUUUUUGGGGUACCUUUGCCAGGAUACCUUACUCGGCUGAAAGCUAACUACAUCGCGAACAAGAUACGCUUGCAGCAGGGAGUCACGCUGUCAUUUGUCAACAUCAUUCUGUCAGGGACCUUGAGAGGGGUGGGCCAGCACGUGGACCUUCUCACACGCUCGGACGGCGGAGCGGUGGUGUACGUAAACACAAUCAACCACCGUACGGCAUGCCUCCCUUUCGACGUCUUCAUAGCGCAACUCGCAUCGCUUCCGGCGCCCCUCGCAUCCGCCGGAGUAGCCGACCCGCCCGGCCUCACCCCACGCAACUUCCACGCGCACUACGGCAACGACAGCAGUGGACCGCUGUGCUGGCUGGACGUACCAACCCGCCAACGCCAAUGCAGAACUCCGUACAUCUCCAUGGUAUCGUACGGCGCAUAUAACGAGAUCUUCCAGGGAGCGGUUGGCAGCAACGGCGGCUACAACUCCUUUUUCACCAAUUCCUACGGCUUUUGCGACCAGGCUGUUAGCUACGAGUGCCUCUCAAAGAUGGGCGGGGACUUGUGUUUGGCUGCCGCGCUGACGCAGCUGGUGCCGGAGGUGUUUGGCGCAAGCGGUGGGAACAGCAGCAGCGCUGGUAAUGCAACAGAGCAGGCGGCUAGCGGAACAGAGGGCGGCGGGCUGCUGGUCGGUCAGAAGCGAACAGCGGUUGGGCUGUCAGUUGGCCUUGGAGGCGCGCUGCUAGCCGUGCUGCUGGUGGGCCUCUCCCUGCGCUCGCACUGGCACCGCCGCCGCCAGCUGGCCGCCGCCUCCUCCGCCUCUGCCAAGGCAGGGGCAGCUGCUGCUGGCGGUGAGGGCGGCAUCAUGAUGAUCGGUCGCUACAGCCCCUCCGGCGACACCACCGGAACCGCCGCCGCGGCGGAGGAGGGGGGAGCAGGUGGCGACUUGCUGCGCGGCAGCGGGUCCGUGCUGCUAGACCUGGAGGCUGCAGGCGGGGGCGGUGGCGGCAUGAACAGCGGCAGCAGGAGCAGGAGCGGACUGACGGUCACGGCAAGCAAGCUCAGCGCGAGCGCGGGAGGCGGAGGAGGAGGGAGCUACAGGGGGGUGUCGGUGUCGGUGGGAGCGGCUUUGCGGGGAAAGGAGAAGAGCUUGACAGCCAGGAGCGGUGGCGGUGGGGGUGGCACGGCAGGAGGAGGUGGCGGUACGGCGGGCAGCAGUCCGAGCAGCAGCGGGGCGACGCUGCGGGCGUCCUCUCUGACCGCGCCGCCCACUGGGGGGCCCGGGGGAGGGGCGGUGGUGUCGGCGGCGGGUGCGUUGCAGCGCAGUGGUGGCACAGCGGGAGCAGCGGCUGCUGCUGGUGCUUCGGGAGCGGAGGGAGUGGCAAGCGGCAAGCCGGGUCUGGUUGAGGUGGAGGCGGCUCGUCGCAACCUGAUUGCCAAUGCGGCCAAGGGCGGGCGGGGGGCGCCGCUGGAGGUCAAGAUACUGCAGCUGCUGGGACAGGGCUCCUUCGGCAAGGUGUACAAGGGCGUGUGGCACGGCACGCUGGUGGCCCUGAAGGCGCAGGUGCUGCCCGCCUCGCUGAGCGGCGAUGCGCGGCGGCGCCACAUGGCGGUCAUGGAGGCCGCCAUCAGCUCCGCCAUCAACCACCCGGCCAUCGUGCAGACCUACAGCUACAGCUUCCGACCCAUUCAGGACAGCGUGGGGAAGGUCAUGGGGAGGCGCGGCAAGUCGAGGGCCAUUCCCGAGGAGCCUGAAGAGGGCGAGCAAG